Messenger RNA from Arctia plantaginis, 3297 nucleotides. The record is from the annotation of a GenBank genome assembly. NCBI's taxonomy places the organism in Eukaryota, Metazoa, Arthropoda, Insecta, Lepidoptera, Erebidae.
AUGAACGCUGAUCUCAAGGAGGCUUUUUCUCGUAUUAAACCUAUUUGCGAUGUUAUUAUGGUAUGCCCAUCGCCUGAAAGCAUUGACGCCUUCAUUUCUCGUGUAUCAGACCUGAAGAAGAAAGUGGUUCAAGAACUCCAACAGUAUCUGUUGUUUCCACUCAUCACUCACUUGAAAUCAAGUCAAACUGAUAAGAAAAAUGACCUCCAAAGCCGUGUUGUGGAUGCGAUGGGAAUAGUAUUAGAUAAGGUGACUGUGAACAGCUUUGAGAUGUGCAUGAAAAUGGAGGUUGGCCUAUUACAGUUGGUGUUCGACCACACAAAACCAGGGAUGAUUGCUGAGAUCUCAGAGGAACUAAAGUUGAGUGUGAUGAAAACUCUAACACUUCUGCUGCUAAAUAUAGAACCUAAAUACAGGGAGGCCAUGUUGAAGUCACAUGUGCCCUUGUUGGGGAAGACGGUUUAUGUAGCUGUGCAUCUAGCCAAAAUGGAAAAACUUAAGUCAUUAAGAUUGGCCGCCAUAACGUGUGUGACAGCUCACACGGCGACCCACGCCCGCCUCACUCGCCACUACCACAUAACCAACGCAGCGAUAGAAAAGAGCGCGGUGGAGAUGCUGUCGCUCAUCCUGCCCGGCGUGCUCGGCGCGCUGCAGGAUGUCGCCACUUGCAAUGACAACCCCGGACAUCUGCUCGUAAUUACGUCCAUAGAUGCAAUGCAUCGAAUAUUAUGUCUGGCAAUGAACAAUAAAUUCAUGACGACAAAUACUGAUAUCAAAGUGUCAGAUUUUGCCAAAAUGAUCAAAGAGAAGGAGAACAGAGAAGUAAGCAGUAAGGAGCCGAUCGAUCCAAAGACGUUGCCUGCUAGAAGUCCAGAGUGGUUCGCCGUUGCUGGUGAAAAGUUACUACUGAUUACAAAAAGCUUGGUUUCUUUGAGGACACAUGAACACUUCAAAGUGAGAAAAGAAUUGGCUGUGUACUGUUCUAGGCUUCUGUUUGAGUGUAACAUUGCGAUGCACACAUCAGUGCCCCUAGCAAUAGACGCUCUCAUUUCCCUGAGCAAAGACGAGUAUCUCGAGGUGGCCGAGUUCUGCACGAACGCAAUCAACACAUACUUUACCAAAACCUCUGACGAUAACAAAUCUAAGAUGCUGGACGCGCUGUGUGAAAAUUUCUUUGCGACUGUAACGAGUCUGCCUAGAGUUAUGAACAAUAUUGAUUCGGCACGCAAGGAAUCUGCGCUGAACCUGGUGCACGGGUACAUGGUGGUGCUGACGCGCCAGCGGCCGCAGCGCCUCACGUGCGCGCUGAGCGUGGCGGCGCGCGCCCACGCGCUGUGCGCGGCGCUGGCGCAGGCCGCCGCCACGCACCCGCACCUCACCCUGCUCACGCACCACGCCCUCAGAGAUAUAAAUUCAACACCUCCUACGAACUCUCCAUGGUGCAAGCUGCGCCACUUAGACUCUGAGCAGUGCGUGCGGCGUUUCACAGAGAUCUGCUGCCAGCUGGGUGACGCAGAGUGCGCCGAAUUAGUGCUCGACACCCUGCUGGAGAUGUUCCACCAGACCAGGGACGCUGAACUGGUGUAUAUCAUGAACAACAUGUGUACAGCUUCUAAUUCAUCAGAGAAUCUGAUCAGACGUAUACUGAACACUUAUAUAGAAGAAGACGUGUGGUACUUACCUUUGGAAGUGAAUAUCGCUGAGCCGCCUCUCACCGAGGCAGACACGCUAGACGUCAGCGUGUACAACCCGCACUCUUGGACUAAGGAUAGCGUACCAGGUCUGUACGAAGGAGCGGUCGAAACUCGCUACACGGACAUCAGCUACGCCAAGCCGCGCGUGCGCCGGCCCGCCGCGCACGACGAGUGCGCCACGCUCUACGACGCGCAACGGAACAUGCUGCUGUCCUGCUUGCUCACCGAGGGGCUGGGCAUCAUGGCCACCAGGCUCAAGGGCAAAUACCAGCCCUACUUGCUGAAGACCUUGUGUUUGGUGCUCGAGAGAGUUGGUAGCAAAUACGAGAUGCUUCACCUGUCUGGACUGAAGGCUAUAUAUGCCAUCGCACAGGCCUGUGGUCAUUCCUCAGUCCCUGAGCUCAUCAACCACAACGCCGAUUAUUUCACAAACCAAGUCACUGUUAGACUGAAAAAGGCGUGGAAUUGCAAAUCGGCGUUACAGAUACUAUCAGUGGUGAUGGAGUACAGUGAUUCUAAUAUAUUAAACUAUCUUUACGGUAUUGUCCAAGAUGUUCUAGUCCAAAGUUGUGAUAAAUAUUAUGAAAAAGAUUUACAUGCUUAUUUACAAGUGUUUCUAACAUUUGUUGAAUGUAUACGAAAAUGGUAUAUGAUAGGUGAGCUUGAUCCUAGCGAGGGACAAGGCAACGAAUACUUAGAUCUGUUGAAAGAUACUAGGGAACAUAUAGAGAAAAAAGAACAGGAGGAACGGCUGCUCAGUGAUGCGGAAUUUGAGAAGGAGACUGGCAAGACUGUGGAGGAGAUGUACAGAGAAGAUCUCGAGCAAAGAGAAGAGGAUGAAUUGGAUUAUGAUGAUACCGUUGUGGAACCAUCCAUCCCCCACCCACAGUACGUCACCGUAACGGUUAUAAUCCUAAAAAGAUGCCUAAACUAUGUCGCAUCGUCAAAUCGAGACAACUGCAUACUGGCACUACAAGUGCUGAACACCGGGUUCCCGAUCCUGAGGCAGUAUGAGAAUGAGCUACUGCCGUUGGUGCACUUGACGUGGGCUCCUCUGGUGAGCAAGUUUCAAGCGGAACCCGCCAUUAUGAAGAGAGCGUUCGAUCUACUAGUCACUAUGGCAGAGUUGUCCAAGGAUUUUAUCCAGAACCGAGCAGUCAAGGAGGUGCUGCCGAGCAUGUGCGCGUUCCUGAGCGCUACGGCGCGCGAGAGCUACCGCAAGGACGUGGGCUCGUGGUACCGCGCCAGCGCCGCCUACAGCGCGCAGGUGGCGGCGCUGGCGGCGCUGGCGCGGCUCGCCCUGCGCCUGCGCCUGGCCGAGCGCGCGCUCUCCGCCGCCAUGGACGCCGUGCAGCCCUACCUCUCUGACAAACAACCUAAACCGCUACAGUUAUCAGCAGUGGAAUUCUUCAAAAUGAUGCUGGACUACGACUACGGCGCAGCGUGGUACCACCUGCGACAGCUCUGCAACAACGACCGAGUGCUGCAGCCCCCCGCCAUAGAGCACCUGCGCCUAGAGCCGGUCGUUGGCACCCCCUAUCUACCCACUGAUACGGAAUAUGAGAAUAACAUAAAAUUAAUUUUCACUUAUAUGGUCUCUUAA